This is a messenger RNA of Suricata suricatta (meerkat), 1383 nucleotides long. RefSeq names its product small glutamine rich tetratricopeptide repeat containing alpha (gene SGTA). The coding region runs from base 179 to 1120 and encodes 313 amino acids. Gene Ontology annotation, biological process: post-translational protein targeting to endoplasmic reticulum membrane. The transcript is spliced from 13 exons. Gene Ontology annotation, molecular function: molecular adaptor activity; protein binding. The record is from RefSeq and is a predicted model, not a curated record. NCBI's taxonomy places the organism in Eukaryota, Metazoa, Chordata, Mammalia, Carnivora, Herpestidae. Gene Ontology annotation, cellular component: TRC complex; membrane.
CCGGAUAGCGCCGCGGUGCGCAGGCGCAGCCGUCGGCGGGUCGGCGUUUGGCCGCCUGAGAGGAAAGUGGAGUGGUCGCCGCAGAAACACGGCCCUUUUCAGAGGACGAUCGCCGUCCCCACGGUCGCCGUCCCCACGAUCUCGAGAACCCCUGGGCGUUGUCUCUUCCUGUCACAAAAUGGAUAACAGGAAGCGCCUGGCCUACGCCAUCAUCCGGUUCCUGCACGACCAGCUGCGGCACGGGGGGCUCUCGUCCGACGCCCAGGAGAGCUUGGAAGUUGCCAUCCAGUGCCUGGAGACUGCUUUUGGGGUGACCGUGGAAGACAGCGACCUCGCUCUCCCCCAGACUCUCCCGGAGAUAUUUGACGCGGCCGCCGCGGGCAGGGAGGUGCCGCAGGACCGGAGGAGCCCCGAGCGGACUCCGCCUUCGGAGGAGGACUCGGCUGAGGCAGAGCGCCUCAAAACCGAAGGAAACGAGCAGAUGAAAGUAGAAAACUUCGAAGCUGCAGUGCACUUCUACGGGAAAGCCAUCGAGCUGAACCCCGCCAACGCCGUCUAUUUCUGUAACAGAGCCGCGGCCUACAGCAAACUCGGGAACUACGCAGGGGCUGUGCAGGACUGCGAGCGAGCCAUCUGCAUAGACCCGUCCUAUAGCAAAGCCUACGGCAGGAUGGGCCUCGCGCUCUCCAGCCUGAACAAGCACACCGAGGCCGUGGCCUACUACAAGAAGGCCUUGGAGCUGGAUCCCGACAACGAGACCUACAAGUCGAACCUCAAGAUAGCCGAGCUGAAGUUGAGGGAGACGCCGAGCCCCACAGGAGGCGUGGGCAGUUUGGACAUCGCCGGCCUGCUGAACAACCCAAGUUUCAUGAGCAUGGCGUCGAACCUGAUGAACAACCCCCAGGUUCAGCAGCUCAUGUCUGGGAUGAUUUCGGGCGGCCACAACCCCCUGGGGACCCCUGGCACCAGCCCCUCGCAGAAUGACCUGGCCAGUCUCAUCCAGGCUGGCCAGCAGUUCGCGCAGCAGAUGCAGCAGCAGAACCCAGAGUUGAUAGAACAGCUCCGAAGUCAGAUCCGAAGUCGGACCCCCAGUGCCAGCAACGAGGACCAGCAGGAGUGACGGCCCCCCUCCGCACCGCCAGCUCGUCCCCACCGACUGGAAGCCUUCUCGCGGUUUGCCGUCUUCUCCCCUUGGACCGCCCAAGAGAGAAAAAGAAAAAGAAAUGGGAUCUGCAUGUUAAGACGGAUUUUUAUUAUUCUUCCCUUCGCCCUCCCCUCCCUGUUUGUAGUCUCCCACGGUCCCCAGACCCUUCUCAAAACAGAGCCAGCAAGAAUGCAGACCAGCUCCCAGAAAACCCAGUCACUAAAGUAUUUUCUAGAUUG